Messenger RNA from Oryzias latipes (Japanese medaka), 1503 nucleotides. RefSeq names its product ubiquitin-conjugating enzyme E2 D2. Lineage: Eukaryota; Metazoa; Chordata; Actinopteri; Beloniformes; Adrianichthyidae. The record is from RefSeq and is a predicted model, not a curated record.
UCUGGCUCCGCCCUCACGGCAUAAAGCUUCAUCUGUAUGUGGACAGCGGCUAGUUAGCUAACAGCAUCGACCGAAACCUGAAGAGGGGCAAUUAUAUCAGGCCGGGGUUAUCCACCUGGCGUUCGCAAUUAGUCAAUUCCCGAGGGGACACGGAUAUUUCAGAACCGAACCAAAAGAAAGGAGUUCCUGAGGAACGUAGCCAGUUUUCGUGAAGUCUUGGCCGCAUACGUAGUUUUAACCUGCUAUCAUAUCAGCUAGCUUAAGCAGACAGGCCGUGGAGCUGAGCCAGCGUGAAUUAUCUAAUCGAAGCGGUCAUCCUGGAACAUCACAGCCCGCCUUUGUGCUCACUUUCUGUAUCAACAAUACGAAAACCCCAAACACGGAGGGAGGAUGGCCCUUAAAAGGAUCCACAAGGAACUGAAUGACCUGGCUCGUGACCCCCCAGCUCAGUGCUCUGCUGGCCCGGUGGGAGAUGACAUGUUUCACUGGCAGGCUACCAUCAUGGGACCUAGUGACAGUCCAUAUCAGGGAGGUGUUUUCUUCCUGACAAUUCAUUUUCCAACAGACUACCCCUUCAAACCCCCAAAGGUGGCAUUCACAACAAGAAUUUACCACCCAAAUAUUAACAGUAAUGGCAGUAUCUGUCUGGAUAUUCUCAGAUCACAGUGGUCUCCUGCACUUACUAUUUCUAAAGUUCUUCUCUCCAUUUGCUCACUCCUAUGUGACCCAAACCCCGAUGACCCAUUAGUGCCAGAGAUUGCACGGAUCUACAAAACAGAUGGUCAGAAGUACAAUAAACUAGCUCAGGAGUGGACGGCAAAGUAUGCCAUGCUGUAGGAUACACCAAAAUGGCAAAAGAAUGGACACAAAAGUACGCAAUGUGACGGCGUUCAUCGGAAGCUGCUGAAACUGUUCGUUUAAGAUUAAAGUUUGGGUUUUUCUUUUUCACUUUUUGUUUUUAUUAAUCACCACUUGACCCCCCCCCCCCCCCCCCAUCAUUUUCUUUGUUUUCCUGACUAUGAGAACGACAGCGUUUUCUCUCUAGCCCCCCCAACCCAAACUCAAGUAUCAUUGCAGUUUUUGGAGAAAAGAAAUCAGCUUUUUGGUCUGAGGAUGCUCAGAGCCUUAUUGUUAUUGACUCGUCACCUGUCUAUCCAUGUAGCUGGUCUGACAGACACUCCCCCUUUGAAGAAAAGCUUUGUUUUGGCAACCCUCUAACGGCAGGGCUGGAAAAUCUUUGACCCCGCCCCCUACUGGUCACAUAAGGAAGUGUAGCAAAAUUGCAGCUUUGAGCUAGAAGCAGUUUCCUGUGUUGACGAUAAAGACUGGGGUGAAGUGCAGUUUACAUCCAUCAUGAUUCCCCUCUGAAGCUUUCAACGUUAUUUUUUAAUUUUAAACACCGUCUCCUCGUAGCCCAAAAUAAUUCAGCCAAGGUGAAAGUCGAUACUUGAUCCUUCCCUGUUACUUUUUGAUUAUCCCUCAAUAAAGAUACUUCAACUAUAA